Messenger RNA from Hymenoscyphus albidus, 633 nucleotides. NCBI's taxonomy places the organism in Eukaryota, Fungi, Ascomycota, Leotiomycetes, Helotiales, Helotiaceae. The record is from the annotation of a GenBank genome assembly.
AUGGCUUUCGCGUUAAGACCAGCAACUUUCGGAGAUGCACCAAUUCUCACAGACAUCUACCUAGCAGCCUUUAAAGACGAACCCAUAUCUCGCGCAAUCUUCCCUCGAAUGGGACCAUCAUCAUACAACUGGUGGUACGACUCUAUCCUCGAAGAAAUGGGCAACCCAGAAUGGCACUUUAUCUGCAUCUACUCCACUUCAGACCCCAAAAAGUCACCUGUCGCGUACGCAAAAUGGAAUGCACCUACCUCAACUCCUCUCCCAAGACGCGAGGAGCUCCCAGAAUGGCCGGAAUUUUCCAAUACUGAGUUAGCAAAUCAUUUCUUUGGCACUUUGUUCGAGAAUAGGAGGGCGAAUAUGGGGGAGCGCAGACAUUGGUAUUUGGAAAUUCUCGCUACGCUGCCUGAGAUGCAAGGAAAGGGGGCGGCGAGUAUGUUGUUGAAGUGGGGUUUGGAGAAGGCGGAUGAAGCGGGAUUGGAGAGUUAUUUGGAGGCGAGUCCUAAGGGGAAGAGUUUGUAUGAGAAAAUGGGGUUUGAAGAGAAGGGGAGGUUGGUGCUUCCGUCGCCUGAUGAUGAUGCUGAGGAAUUUGUUGAGUGCUUUAUGCUGAGGGAGCCGAGAACUAAAAGCGAGUAA